This is a messenger RNA of Mirounga angustirostris (Northern elephant seal), 2435 nucleotides long. RefSeq names its product deoxynucleotidyltransferase terminal-interacting protein 2-like. NCBI's taxonomy places the organism in Eukaryota, Metazoa, Chordata, Mammalia, Carnivora, Phocidae. Gene Ontology annotation, molecular function: RNA binding. The record is from RefSeq and is a predicted model, not a curated record. Gene Ontology annotation, cellular component: nucleolus. Gene Ontology annotation, biological process: RNA processing.
UUGAUCAGAAUUUUGACAAAGAGUAUUGUUUGCAGAUAGGAGCAGUUCCUCUUGGUUUGGUGGAGGUUUUUUUCCUAGAACCCAGUGUUCGGGGCCCAGGUAGAGUAGAAGCACACUGUCCCCUCUUUAUGUCAUAGCCUCGUCCCUCCUCCCCACCUACCCAUCCUUGAUUAGGAGGCUGUGCACUAGUCCAAGGUGGCUGCAAGCCGGGAGGAUGGUGGUGACCCGGUCCAGGAGGCCUCAGGCCACGAUCCAAGCCACGUUGGCUGAAAACUCCCAACAGAAUUCUGCUAAAAGAAUUCAUGCACAUCCAAAAGUCAGGAAGGAAUGUCUACCUGUUGACCCAACUACUGCUGAAUCGCAAACCACUAGGAAACAAAGUCCAGUCUCUAGAACUCCUAAAACCAGAAAGAGGAAGAGCGGAACUACAGUCUCAUUAUCUGAAAUGAACAAACCAUCUACUGAUGGAGAGACCUCUGAAGCAGAGUCAAAUUGUUCUUCCGUGUCUGAGCUCCAGGAUCCUAUUUUAAGAGUAACUAGGAGACGGCAGAUCUUAGUUGCAUGCACUCCAGUGUCCAGUGUUUGGAAAAGGCUGAAAAUAACUCCAAUAAAUCAGUCUCGUAUUGAAGAAGACAACGACGAUGACUCUGAAGCUGAAUCACAUGUCUCAGUUAUUUCUAGAAUUGUGCUGCCCACAGUAAUAACUACAAGGACCAGAAGAAGUAAGGCUAAACCUUUAAGAGAUCCAAACCAAGAAUUAUAUUCAGAAGCUAUUUCUGAUGCUGAGUCAUUUGAAGAAAAUGACAUUUCUUCAUUUUCCGGAGUUGCAACUAUAAGAACAAGAAGUAUGCAGAAGUUACAUGCACAAACUGAGGAGAAAGAUAUUAACAUUGUACCAGAAAAUGAAAAGCAGAUCAUAAAUGUGCCUAUGAAUUCAGAGGAUUCAGAUACCAAACAACGUUUACUGGUAAGAUCUCUUCCUCAGAUAAAUAAGCCAAAUUUCUAUAAUGAAAUUCAUAAUAACUUCGAUGAUGAUUCCAUCCACAGAAAUUCAGAAAAAAAAAAGAAAACCGAACAGUGCAAAAAUGCCAACGUUUUAAUAUGAGAGGAGAAAAAGGCCAAUGUUGCACCUCUCAAAGAAAUAACAAAGCAGAAUAGUAAGAAUUUAGAUGAAGAAACCAAGGGAAUAGUAGAUGAGGAAAAAGAAAUAAAUAAGAAAAAUUCUCAGUUGGAGAGCCUUUCCGAACCUCAGGACACUGGCAUUCAGCGGUUAGUUUCUCAAAGGCAUUCAACCCCCCAAAAUAAUGAGACCACAUCAGAGCCCUCACAUCUGAACUGUGAGGCUAUAAUGAAAUCAUUAGCUCAAUCAUUUGCAGUGGUAGAAGUGGACAGAUGGAAUGAAGAGAGAAAGAGCACCAUAAAAACAAGUGACUUGACAGAAUUUGGUGAUAGUGGUAGUGAUGAAGAAGAGUGCACUGUUACAGGUAUCAGUGAAGAUAGGAAUGAAGGAAGGGAUGUGGAUUUUGAGUGUGAAACCAAACUAUUCAAGUCUGAGCCCCAUACAUCCCUGGACAAAGGUGAUUCUGUUUUGUUAGUCCUCAUCAGUGAUGAAAGCCAGCAGUCUGAAAAUAGUGAGAAUGAAGAGGACACUCUGUGUUUUGUUGAAAAUAAUGGUCAAAAGGAAUCAUUAAAUGGAGAAUGAGAAAAUAUGUCAUGUGACAAUGCAUUGUUUGUAAUUGACACAGCUCCUGGAUUGAGUACUGAUAAACAUUUUUACUUGGAUGAGGGAGACAAGGCAAGUGAGGUUGCCAUUGAGGAAGAAAAAGAGGAGGAAGAGGAUGAAAAAAGUGAAGAACCAUCAGACCAUGACAGAAACAAAGAUAGUGAGUUUAGUGAUGAAGACGACUUACUAAAUAGCACAAAGUCUAAACUUCUGAAGUUGACAAGCAGCAGCCUAGACCCUUGUAUGAGUAUCAAGCAGUUGAGUGGUUUGUAUAUUAAUUUCAGUGCAGACAAACUACAGUGGAACAAGAGAACCCUAACACAGAUCAAGGAGAAAAAGAAAAACGAGCUUUUGCAGAAAGGAGGCUGUGUACUUUGGGUGAGAAAGAAUGACCUGAGGCAGCUUGUUAGCCAACUCUUGACAUCUUUUAAAAGUAAACUGAGUGCCUGUGUUUGUUCCAAAGCUUUUUGUUUAACAACAUGUUCUGAAAACAUCUCUUGGAUUUAAUAUCUCAUGAUCCUUCUUCAGGGACUCACUGAUACAAUCAUAUUAACCCCAUCUCUGCCUCCUUCAUAUGUCUGGAAGUAUAACAUGAGAUUGGGAGUCAGACAGGCUCAAAUAUUGAAUUGGGUUACUGCUCAUGUAACCUUGAGUUAAUUAAUGAAUUCUUACUUCAUCCAGAAAAAAGGGGUAAUAACAAUAGUGAUCUAAU